Molecule: messenger RNA, 1930 nt
Organism: Prorocentrum cordatum
Lineage: Eukaryota; Dinophyceae; Prorocentrales; Prorocentraceae
Source: the annotation of a GenBank genome assembly
GCGGGAGCUGCUCUCGACUCUGCAGUACCUGCAAUUGUUUAUCGGGGAUGGCCGCGGAGAGCGGGGGGAGUUUGACGCCAACGAGCUCGCCGAGGUCAGGCUCAUCAGGGGCCCCCCGCCCCUCGCCGUCUCGGACCUCGGCCGCCCCAUUGCGGAGCACGUCUACUGCAGCGACUCGAGCUCGCAUGUGUACGCCGUCCACAUCACGAGGGCGAGCCCUCGGGGGGCCUGGGCUGCGGCCAUCUACCGCGAGCGCUGGAGAUUCAGGGAGCUGGGGGACGAGCACGAGAACGACUGCGGUGCCGGCGCCCUGCCCGACGAGACCCCCGAGCUGGAGACGGGCGGGGGGACGUUCAGCGCCUGGGCCGCCCGCGAGGUGGAUCAGGAGCUGGGUCGGCUGCGGGAGUCGCGCGCCGCCGCCAUCCCGAGUGAGUCGCAGCUGGACGAUGUCGUGGAGGAGCCCUCGACGCCCGCCGAGCCGCUCUCAGCCGCCGCUCGCCGCUGGCGACUCGCCAAGGAGCCCUGCGAGGACCGCGGCGACCUCCUGGACCCCGCUCGGAGCAGGGAAAGGUCGCCGACCCCUCGGGCGCCUGAGGCGGGCGAAGAGGCCGUGCGCGACAGCCCGCAGCUGGCCGCGGCGGGGAGCGCAGCUCGCCGCCUUCGCCACCGCGGGCUCAGACAGCGCGGUGAGGUUUACUUCCUCGAGCUCUUCGCUGGGCGCUGCCGCCUCACCGCUGGAGCCCUGGGCGGCGGGCUACGCUGUACUGCUCCAGUCGACCACAUCAACGCAGACUACUUCGACGUCACCAGGGCCCCGGUCGCGGACACCAUCGCGCAGUGGAUCCUGUGCGGCUCGAUCUGGGCUGUCGCCCCGGGGACCCCCUGCACGCGCUGGAGCGCUGCUAGGCGAGGUGGCGAGAUGGCGGACUCGGCCGCGUCGGCCUCCGGUCUCGCCUGCGCCAAGUUUUCGCGUCGAGUGGUGCGGGCCUGCCUGGGCGCUGGCGCUCAGUUCGUCAUCGAGAACCCUCGGUCGAGCCACCUCUGGAGCUGGCCGCCGCUGGAGCGCCUGCUAAGGCGUGCUGCUGCCGUUCGCGCGGGGCUGGACAUGUGUGCCUUCGGCGCAGCAUGGAAGAAGCCGACUCUGCUCGUGGGCAACCUGCAGGGCCUUGAGCGCACGGAGGCGGGCGAGUCCCGCGUCGACCAGCGGCGGGAGGAGCACUUGGCAGCCCGCCUCGGCCAGAAGGUCAACCACUUCGUCCAGCAGCGCUAUCGUGACUGCUACGCCGCCGUGGUCCGCUUCGCCCGCGCUGUCCCAGCCGUCACCGACGUGGUGCAGUGGGACAAGCUCCUCGUCGAGUACAUGGAGUUCCUCUUCUUGGACGGCGCUGCAGUGAGCGCUGCCCGCUAUGCCCUCUACGGCGUUGCCUGGACAUUGGACUUCCCGAUCAAAGCCCCCAGCUGCUGUGCUCUUGCCAAGGCCACGCUGCGCGCGUUCUCUCGAAGAGCGCCAGAGAAGUCGAGGGACCCACCGUGCGAGGAGAUGAUUUGGCUGUUCGUCGACUUCUUCAUCCAGCACGAGCUGCACCUCGUCGGGUUCUUCGCCGCGCUGGCCUGGGACGGCUAUCUCAGGCCGUCCGAGGCGAUCGAGCUCCGCAAGGAGGACCUGUGCCCGCCCGCGAAGGGCGCCUCGAUCCAGAAGUGGAGCACCACGGUUGCCCCCUCGACCAGAGACAGGAUCGUCGCUGGGUGGAGCCCGAGCGUCUUCGAGCGGACGAAGCCAGGCGAGCUGCUGUUCAGAGGCUUCACGCUGGCGGCCGCCGAGAAGGCCUUCAACCAAGCCUCCGACCACCUGGGCUACAAGGUGGUGCCGCACGGGAUGCGGCACGGAGGCCCGUCGCACGACGCGUUCAAGAACGGGGCUGGCCUGCCU